Molecule: messenger RNA, 2122 nt
Organism: Procambarus clarkii (red swamp crayfish)
Lineage: Eukaryota; Metazoa; Arthropoda; Malacostraca; Decapoda; Cambaridae
Source: RefSeq, a predicted model, not a curated record
GUCGUCGUGUGGCAGGUCGUCGUGUGGCAGGGCGUCGUGUGGCAGGUCGUCGUGUGGCAGGUCGUCGUGUGGCGGGUCGUCGUGUGAUAGGUCGUCGUGUGGCAGGGCGUCGUGUGGCAGGGCGUCGUGUGGCAGGUCGUCGUGUGGCAGGUCGUCGUGUGGCAGGGUGUCGUGUGGCGGGUCGUCGUGUGGCAGGUCGUCGUGUGGCAGGUCGUCGUGUGGCAGGUCGUCGUGUGGCAGGUCGUCGUGUGGCGGGUCGUCGUGUGGCGGGUCGUCGUGUGGCAGGUCGUCGUGUGGCAGGUCGUCGUGUGGCAGGUCGUCGUGUGGCAGGUCGUCGUGUGGCAGGUCGUCGUGUGGCGGGUCGUCGUGUGGCGGGUCGUCGUGUGACAGGUCGUCGUGUGGCGGGGCGUCGUGUGGCAGGUCGUCGUGUGGCAGGUCGUCGUGUGGCGGGGCGUCGUGUGGCGGGUCGUCGUGUGGCGGGUCGUCGUGUGGCAGGUCGUCGUGUGGCGGGUCGUCGUGUGAUAGGUCGUCGUGUGGCAGGUCGUCGUGUGGCAGGGCGUCGUGUGGCAGGGCGUCGUGUGGCAGGUCGUCGUGUGGCGGGUCGUCGUGUGAUAGGUCGUCGUGUGGCAGGUCGUCGUGUGGCAGGGCGUCGUGUGGCAGGUCGUCGUGUGGCAGGUCGUCGUGUGGCAGGUCGUCGUGUGGCAGGUCGUCGUGUGGCGGGGCGUCGUGUGGCAGGUCGUCGUGUGGCGGGUCGUCGUGUGGCAGGUCGUCGUGUGGCAGGGCGUCGUGUGGCGGGUCGUCGUGUGGCGGGUCGUCGUGUGGCGGGUCGUCGUGUGGCGGGUCGUCGUGUGGCGGGUCGUCGUGUGGCAGGUCGUCGUGUGGCAGGUCGUCGUGUGGCAGGUCGUCGUGUGGCAGGUCGUCGUGUGGCGGGUCGUCGUGUGAUAGGUCGUCGUGUGGCAGGUCGUCGUGUGGCAGGUCGUCGUGUGGCGGGUCGUCGUGUGAUAGGUCGUCGUGUGGCAGGUCGUCGUGUGGCAGGUCGUCGUGUGGCAGGUCGUCGUGUGGCGGGUCGUCGUGUGAUAGGUCGUCGUGUGGCAGGUCGUCGUGUGGCAGGUCGUCGUGUGGCAGGGCGUCGUGUGGCAGGGCGUCGUGUGGCAGGUCGUCGUGUGGCAGGGCGUCGUGUGGCAGGUCGUCGUGUGGCAGGUCGUCGUGUGGCAGGUCGUCGUGUGGCGGGUCGUCGUGUGGCAGGUCGUCGUGUGGCAGGGCGUCGUGUGGCAGGGCGUCGUGUGGCAGGUCGUCGUGUGGCAGGGCGUCGUGUGGCAGGUCGUCGCAUGAAUUCCCCAGUGACCCAGCAUCUACAGACACCAUAGGUGACCCAGCAUCCACAGACACCAAAGGUGACCCAGCAUCUACAGACACCAAAGGUGACCCAGCAUCUACAGACACCAAAGGUGACCCAGCAUCUACAGACACCAAAGGUGACCCAGCAUCUACAGACACCAAAGCAUCCACACAGACACCAAAGGUGACCAGCAUCCACACAGACACCAAAGAUGACCCAGCAUCUACAGACACCAAAGGUGACCCAGCAUCUACAGACACCAAAGGUGACCCAGCAUCUACAGACACCAAAGGUGACCCAGCAUCUACAGACACCAAAGGUGACCCAGCAUCUACAGACACCAAAGCAUCCACACAGACACCAAAGGUGACCAGCAUCCACACAGACACCAAAGAUGACCCAGCAUCUACAGACACCAAAGGUGACCCAGCAUCUACAGACACCAAAGGUGACCCAGCAUCUACAGACACCAAAGGUGACCCAGCAUCUACAGACACCAAAGGUGACCCAGCAUCUACAGACACCAAAGGUGACCCAGCAUCUACAGACACCAAAGGUGACCCAGCAUCCACACAGACACCAAAGGUGACCCAGCAUCUACAGACACCAAAGGUGACCCAGCAUCUACAGACACCAAAGGUGACCCAGCAUCUACAGACACCAAAGGUGACCCAGCAUCUACAGACACCAAAGGUGACCAGCAUCCACACAGACACCAAAGAUGACCCAGCAUCCACACAGACACCAAAGAUGACCCAGCAUCCACACAGACACAAAAAGUGA